CUCAGCACUUUCUGUAGAGAAGCACCUGACCGCGAGCAGCCGGUUGGGGGCGGAGUUGGACGUGCAGUUCCGUCCUAGACCUCCAGCCGAAUUUGUAGUUCAACGGAGCGCUGUACAUUGGUCGUGUGAAGAGUAAAUAAGGUCACAGGCUUAAAGCAGCUGAGUCAACUGGCAGAAGGCACCUUUCCUUUGACCACCACCAUCAUCAACAUCUCAGGGACAACAGCUUCAGUGAAUAGGAGUGGGGUUCAAUCAGCUCCCCCUUCAUUAAAUCGCUGCUGCCUCUUGGAACCUAACUGGCAGACAGGAGUGCACCACUAAUGUCAGCAGAGAAGAUGGAGACAACGAGUGUGUCCAAUGGAGCAGGGCCUGUGUAUGAAGAGAAAGAGGACAGCCUCAGUCCUGAGGAUCUGUCUGAGAUGUUGGCAGCAGGGACUAAAGAGGUUCACGAAAAGGCUGAGAACACCCAGUUUGUGAAGGAUUUCCUCAGGGGGCGCAUCCGCAAAGAGCUCUUCAAGCUUGGUGCUGUGGCACUCUACUACACUUACACAGCCAUGGAGGAGGAGAUUGAAAGGAACAAGGACCACCCCCACUUUGCCCCUCUUUAUUUUCCUGCAGAGCUGCACCGCCACGAAGCUCUGGCCCGUGACCUCGAGUAUUUUUAUGGCCCAGAAUGGCAGAGCCAGGUCAGCUGCUCCGAGGCCACCCAGUGCUAUGUGGACCGUAUCCACCAAGUGGGGCAGGAGGACCCAGUGCUGCUGGUGGCCCACGCCUACACCCGUUACAUGGGGGACCUGUCAGGGGGCCAGGUGCUGAAGAAGGUGGCGCAGAGAGCCUUAAAGCUUCCUCCCACGGGAGAGGGCCUGGAGUUCUAUCAGUUUGAUGCCAUCCACAGUGCCAAAGCUUUCAAGCAGCUGUACCGCAGUCGGAUGAACGAACUGGAACUAGACAUGGAAACAAAGAAGAGGCUGGUGGAUGAGGCUGUCAAGGCCUUCCAGUUCAAUAUGGAGGUGUUUGAGGAGUUGGAAGAGAUUGGUAAAACUAUCAAGGAGGAUGUUUUAGAUGCUGGCAUGCCUGUCCACGGAGAAAUGGGUGGCGACAUCAGCAAAUGUCCCUACUAUGCCGCAAAAAUGGCUGCGUCAGGUGGAACUGCGUAUGCCUGUCAAAUUGCCAUGGCCGUACUCCGACACCCAACAGGACAGGUUCUGUUUGCUACUUGGUUUGCUGCUCUGGCUGGAUUGGCUGCAUGGUAUCUGAUGUGAUCUGGCCUUCAGCCUGUCAAUUUACUGCUGUGAGAGAGAGGGGGAGGAGAAACAUAGAAGGAAGGAUAGUAAGGAAACUAGAAAAUUUCCUCAAGAUAGAUGUAGACCAUUUCAUAGUUUCAUACAAACAUUCUUUAUGUGUCCAAAUUUAUUUAAUGUUGCUUGUUGAUGGUGGAAGAUAAUAAGAAAUAAACUUGGAUUUGUUUCUUAUCAGUGGAAUUCCAGUGAGAUGAUCUGUAGGACCAUUAGCACAUCAAAUCCAUCCAUCCAUCAAACUAUACUUUGCCACAAUUUCUCCUCCAGUUUGUUUUAUUUCUCUACCUCCUUUGCACUAUUCCUCCGCUGUGUCCUUCCAGUGUGUUUGAUUGUGUAGCUGUUUUCUGAUUUUUGUCAUGGAAGCACAGUGUGAAGAAAUAAUUUGUCAUGAAAUGACAUUUUCUCAAAACUGUAAAUGAAACUGGCAGACUGACAGAGCAUGAUGGCUUUUUGAUGCAGCCCAUUCAUAAAUUAUAAUUGGCUAUACAGUGACAGAUCAGUCAAUAAUGAUACAUGUAUUAUCAAAAUGUAUCAGUGGUAGGCUUAGUAAAACAUGUUAAAAUGUACUAUGCAUAGUCUAUGCAGGGAUAGAAUAGCACAGUAUUUUUUUUUGUUAGGCAGACUGCUGUGUUGAUUUUUAAUGAGGCAUUUCUGUUUUUGCAUUGGAAGAUUUAAAUUUGACCAGGGAGAGAAAGUUUGGUGUGAGUUAAAAGUGCAACAGUGAAACAGUGGUCUAUUAAUUAAUGUAAACUUGGACAGUUCCCAUAUACUUUACUUUUCUUACUUCUACACAUUGAUUGCAGUUCCAGACAUUAUGUGAAAAGACAGUACACUGCAGUUAUAUUCUUUUUGUCACAUUUGAUGAUCCAUACUUGGUCAGAAGAUAGUUUGUACAUGUGUACUGUCAAACAGGUAAUAAGAAUCAAAAGCUUUUUUUUCAAGAUAUAGCACACCUACACUUUAACAAGUGUAUGAUUAAUAAGCAUAUUUCAGAUGUUUGAAUGUCUACUGAUGCAUGUUGAAAUGUACUAUUUCUCUGUCUCAGAAUUAUGUGGUAGGGCAUCUUUUACUGAUUAAAGAAAACCUGCCUUUCAAUUUACAUGCAUAACUUAACUAUCCAAGAUGAAUGACUCAUUAAUGAUUCAGUUUUACCUGCCACAGGAGCCUAUAUUAGGAUAAAGGUGUUAACAGAGGUGAUUGCAGCUCUUUUAAAAGGAAUUUGUCUUUUAUAGUAUUAAUGGUUUAUCUACAUUCUUGUAAUAGACUUGUAGUUCAUCUACAUGAAGACUAAAUAUGUAAUAGGUAGUCCAUUUAGUAGCUCAGCUCUUGUUUAUGCAUCCAUUUAUUAUGGAUAUAUCAGGAUGCAUCAUCACUAAAACUGUGUACUCAUUAUCCAUACUGUAUGCUUCUCAUAUUGUAUGUUGAGAAAUUUUCUCCCAAUGGUGCACAACUCAAUGAUAAGAACUAUGUGCUCUGUGUACUGUAUGCAGUGUAAUUGCACAGUUUUGCAAUUUAAGUUUAAUAUGUAUCCUGGCACAGUAACUAAGUUUUAUUAACUUUGAUUUAUCUUUCCAAGCACUUUUUUUUUCUUUUGCUUGGACAUGUUGGGCACAGAGUACCAAAGGCAACCUGCUGAUAUUGACAUUUUGAACCAGGUUCCUGUGCUGUGUGUACUGCACAACACAUUCAUACAUACUGUAUAUGAAUUUUUAGUAUGGUUUUUACUAGAGCUCAUUCAGGACAACAGCUGUAUGGCAGCUGUUUGAUCACAGCCAUGAUGACCUAGGUAAUGAUGUGUUUUGUAUUUGAGAGACUCAGGGUCGUGUUGCAGUAAGAUGGCAGUACAGUGCAUUGCGUAUGGAUGACUAACACGGGGAUAGCAUGAUAUACUCCUAUAGUGUCCAUGUUUUAUUUUUAUGAUUCCAGUGUGAUGUGUCAAAAUGCUUCAGUAUUUUUGGACAUAUUAAAUGGUCACUCUCAGGAGCGCAGGUAAUCUUGGCCAUUGAUUAAACCAUAGAUUAACGAAGAGGAAUGCUUGACUAAUUCAUGUUGAUUUUGAAUUCUCUUGCAUUUUCAUGAACCCCAUGCUUUUAAUCCCUUUGUGUAUCUGACUGAACAAAGCUUUAUUAAUGACUGAAUUGUAUGAGAGUGAAAAUCCAAGUAUGUUGAGAACUAUGUUGCACUGUCUAUAGUGAAAUAAAUCUUCUGUGUCUGUUCAUGCUGAAAUAAAGCUGAUUCAUUUGGA
Messenger RNA from Lates calcarifer (barramundi perch), 3543 nucleotides. RefSeq names its product heme oxygenase 2b (gene hmox2b). Gene Ontology annotation, molecular function: heme binding; heme oxygenase (decyclizing) activity. The transcript is spliced from 7 exons. The record is from RefSeq and is a predicted model, not a curated record. Bases 321 to 1262 code for a protein of 313 amino acids. Gene Ontology annotation, biological process: response to oxidative stress; heme oxidation; heme catabolic process. Lineage: Eukaryota; Metazoa; Chordata; Actinopteri; Centropomidae.